AUUGGAGAUGGUUGUGUUCUCCACUUUCGACCUUUGACUGAUUUGAUUCAUGGUACAAAAUCCCGGAACCUAUCAGUAUUAAUGGAGCCUCUGAUUCUCAGCUCUUCCACGGAAUCUUGAUUCUUCCACAUAUGAAUAAAAAUUGGGUUCCACCACCAAUUACAGCUCUGCCCAAGAAAGUGCAUGGAUAAUAUCUAAGUGCCGGCCAGAGGAGAGGUGGCAGGGGAGUGAGCACUAUAUAUUGACAUGUCAGUCAUGCCGAUUCAAUUCAAAACCAAAUUCAUUCCAUUUCAUAACUCCAAUUGCAAAUACUUUUCUCCUAGAUUUUUUUUUUGUUCUUUUCGAAGCAUCAAGAGGAAUUUUAAUGAAUUCAAGAAAUUUAACAGCUGACAUUUUGAAAUCUAUUCUUGUCCUUUACCUUACUAUGAUCCUCUCAGCUGUUAUUGCUUUUGUUCCAUUCUUUGGAUGAAUUUCUCUUCUGUGUAUUCAAAGUCCAUUUUGUUUGUCAAGUGACAGUCAAUUUACUUGGUAAUUGUGAAAUAUUAUGCUUCAUCUUCCUGGGAUUUGACAAAAUGUCAGCAAUGACUCGAGCGAAGUUGGGCUGCAGAAUCUUUUCUGUACAUCUUCCACCCAAUCUUGGUGGAUACAAUAUAAAGAUACGGGAUUCUUGUCUUCUAUCAGUCCACUGCUCAAGGGGCUUCAAAGGAGUCCAUACCAGCGUUAAGAGCAUAACUUGUCUCAUUCCGUCUCAAUCAACAGCCAAAAAUUGGAAAGAAAAUUCAGCAGUUGCAACUGACGAUAGAGUCGUUAUGGACAUUGUUCAGGAUCUGCCCUGCUUCACUAUUGAUCAGUCAAGCCUGAUGCACAUUGUUGAGAUGAGAAGCCUUGAUCAGCUCCAUAAAUUUGGAGGCGUUCAUGGGAUUGCUAAUUCUCUUAAUAGUGAUGUGCAUCGUGGAAUAGAUAGUGAUGACAAUGCAGGUAUUUCACGUAGGCAUGAAGCCUUUGGUACUAACACAUAUAGCAAGGCUGCUGGAAAGAAUUUGUUCCAUCUUGUUUGGGAAGCUUUUGAUGAUUCGAAACUCAAUAUUUUCCUGGCUUUUGCUAUGAUGGCUCUUGGUUUUGACAUUAAGAGCAAUGGACUAAUGGAAGGGCUGUAUGAUGGUGGAAGCAUAUUUUCUGCUGUUCUUGUUGUCCUAUCCAUCGUGGCCAGUACUGAUUUCAGGAAAAACAGAAACUUCAGCGAGAACUUCAUGGUUAGUGACAGUAGUCCUGUUGAAGUCAUGAGAAAUGGCAAGCCGAAGCAUAUUUCAACAUCAGAAGUUGCUGUUGGAGAUGUUAUAUGCUUGAAGAUUGGGGACCAAGUACCUGCUGAUGGACUGCUCAUUGAAGGGCAAGCUUUACGUGUUGAUGAAUCCAGCAUGACUACGACUGGAAGUUUUCAUGAUCAUGAAAUUCAGCAUCAUGACCAGAAUCCCUUCCUGUUUUCUGGCACCAAGGUGACUGUCGGAUGCGCUCGAAUGCUUGUUACAUCUGUUGGGAUGAAUACAACUCGAGGAAAGAUGCUAAGUUCAAUGAGCAGUGAGUCAAUUGAGCAUACGCCUUUGAAAGCUCGAAUCAGCAGGCUAAUAUCAUCAAUAGGUGAAGUUGGUUCAGGAGCUGCAGUCGUAGCUUUUGUUCUGAACUUAAUCCAGACAAAAAGAAAUUAUAAUCUCGAGAGAAGAAAGAAGAAGCUCAAAGAACUUGCCAUGGUCUUCACUGCAUCCUCAUCUGUUGUUUCCUCUAUCUCCAGGAAUGUUUUUGGCGUUGGAAAGUACAUAUCCAAGCUGCUAAAAGUUGAACAGCAGACUAGCAUCGGUAAUGCUUUACUUGGCUUUGCUCGUCCUCCAAAGCCACUCUUAAUUGGCAUACCAUCAGAAGCUGGAGUUUUCCCAGUGCUGUUGUUCAUUCAUGGCUAUCUUCUCUACAACUCUUUCUAUUCUCAGCUUGUGCAACAUAUAGCUUCUCAUGGCUUUAUCGUCAUUGCUCCACAGUUAUACAGCAUGGCAGGACCAGAUACAACAGAAGAAAUUAAUGCCACAGCUGAAAUAGCCAAUUGGUUAUCAGAGGGACUACAGAAUUUGCUACCACCCAAGGUUCAGGCAAACUUAAGUAAGCUAGCACUUGCAGGGCAUAGCCGCGGAGGAAAAGUAGCUUUUGGGGUAGCUCUAGGAAAAGCGGUGACUUCACUGAAGUUUUCAGCAUUAAUAGGCAUAGAUCCUGUGGAUGGAGUGGAGAAAGGGAAACAAAUGCCACCAAUUCUCACCUACAAUCCUCAUUCCUUUAAUCUUGACAUGGCAGUAUCAAUCAUUGGAUCAGGAUUGGGCGAAUUAAGAAGCAAUUUUCUUUUCCCUCCUUCGGCUCCUAAAGGAGUGAAUCACAAGGACUUCUACAAUGAAUGUCAAAAACCAGCGUGUUACUUUGUGGCCAGAGAUUAUGGCCACCUUGAUAUGCUAGAUGAUGACACUUCAGGGCUUCGAGGCAAGGCCACGUAUUGUUUGUGCAAAAAUGGGGAGUCCAGAGACCCCAUGAGAAGAUUUGUUGGAGGAAUCAUGGUUGCUUUCAUGAGAAAUUACUUGGAAGGCCCUUAAUAGGCUCAGAAUUAACGAGUCAUCGUGCUGAUGAAUUGCCCUGUUGUCGGUGCAUCUUAGGUAGGCCAAUCCCCGGUCAGCUACGCUACCUCUGCAACAAAAGUUUACGUACUUUUUCUUGUUCUUUUUUUAGCAAAGAAUGAAAACUUUCAUUGAUCGCAGCACAUGGACAGUCGCCCCCUCAACAUGCUACAACUUCACGUACUUCAAUUGGGUGCAAGACUCGAAUCCUUGAUGCAAACAUCAUCAACUCUGCAGCCUCCAAAACUAAAAUUUAUAAGAGCACUAA
Coffea arabica (coffee) is the source of this 2916-nucleotide messenger RNA. Lineage: Eukaryota; Viridiplantae; Streptophyta; Magnoliopsida; Gentianales; Rubiaceae. The record is from RefSeq and is a predicted model, not a curated record.